Fusarium fujikuroi IMI 58289 is the source of this 783-nucleotide messenger RNA. Its product is annotated as probable NADH-ubiquinone oxidoreductase 24 kDa subunit, mitochondrial precursor. The coding region runs from base 1 to 783 and encodes 260 amino acids. NCBI's taxonomy places the organism in Eukaryota, Fungi, Ascomycota, Sordariomycetes, Hypocreales, Nectriaceae. Gene Ontology annotation, molecular function: NADH dehydrogenase activity. The transcript is spliced from 3 exons. The record is from RefSeq and is a predicted model, not a curated record.
AUGGCGAGCAAGCUCACUCCCCUCAUCCGCUCCGCCAUCCGGCCGGUGUGCCGGGCUGCCCGCCCUCAGUCUCGCGCCGCCUUCUCUCUCACAGCAAGCCGACGAAGCGACACUCUCAUGGUGCAUCGAAAUACCGAGGACAACAACCCCGACAUCCCCUUCAAGUUCAACGAGAAGAACCAGACCGUCAUUGCCGAGAUCCUCAAGCGAUACCCUCCCCAGUACAAGAAGGCUGCUGUCAUGCCUUUGCUUGACCUCGGCCAACGCCAGCACGGCUUUACCAGCAUCAGCGUCAUGAAUGAGGUCGCCCGUCUUCUUGAGAUGCCUCCCAUGCGAGUGUACGAGGUUGCCUCUUUCUACACCAUGUACAACAGAACUCCCGUGGGCAAAUAUUUUGUUCAAAUCUGCACUACCACACCUUGCCAACUUGGAGGCUGUGGAUCUGAUGUUAUCGUCAAGGCUAUUAAGGAGGAGCUCGGAAUUGAGCAGGGCCAGACCACUGCCGACGGUCUCUUCACCAUUCUCGAGGUCGAGUGCCUCGGUGCCUGCGUGAACGCCCCCAUGAUUCAGAUCAACGACGACUACUACGAGGAUCUCACUCCCGCCUCCGUGAAGGACCUCCUCAAGUCUCUUCGGGCCCAGGCCACUGCUUCCGACCCCUCUACUGUCAACGUCCCCAAGCCUGGUCCUCUGAGCAGCCGAGACACAUGUGAGAACAGUGCUGGUCAAACAAGCCUUAACGCGGAGCCCUGGGGAACCGAGACCACAAGGGCGGACCUGUAG